Messenger RNA from Fomitiporia mediterranea MF3/22, 1530 nucleotides. Its product is annotated as fumarate hydratase. The record is from RefSeq and is a predicted model, not a curated record. Gene Ontology annotation, molecular function: fumarate hydratase activity. The transcript has 11 exons. Gene Ontology annotation, cellular component: tricarboxylic acid cycle heteromeric enzyme complex; mitochondrion. NCBI's taxonomy places the organism in Eukaryota, Fungi, Basidiomycota, Agaricomycetes, Hymenochaetales, Hymenochaetaceae. The coding region runs from base 57 to 1457 and encodes 466 amino acids. Gene Ontology annotation, biological process: malate metabolic process; fumarate metabolic process; tricarboxylic acid cycle.
ACCUCUCCACAAGACAAGCAUUACCAAAGCGAUUGUUCUCUACAUCUUACCGCACCAUGACUCAAUACAGGACAGAACGCGACACCUUCGGCGAACUCCAGGUGCCUGCAGAUCGUUACUGGGGCGCUCAGACCCAAAGGUCACUGCAAAACUUCGAUAUCGGUGGACCCACAGAGCGUCUACCCCCGCCACUCAUUAAAGCAUUCGGGGUAUUGAAGAAGGCGGCCGCAAUUGUGAAUACAACUUAUGGGCUGGACCCAAAGGUCGGAGAGGCUAUUCAGAAGGCGGCAGAUGAGGUCAUUGCCGGCAAGCUUAUCGACCACUUCCCGCUUGUUGUCUUCCAAACUGGUAGUGGCACUCAAAGCAAUAUGAACACAAAUGAAGUUAUCUCAAAUCGUGCAAUUGAGUUACUUGGCGGCGAACUUGGAUCAAAGAAGCCUGUGCAUCCCAACGACCAUGUUAAUAUGAGCCAGAGCUCGAACGACACCUUCCCGACCGCUAUGCACGUUGCCGCUGUCAUGGAAAUAAGCAACUCUCUGUUACCUGCUUUGACCGAACUCCGAGAUGCUAUGGAGGCAAAACGUCAAGAGUUUGACAAGAUAAUUAAAAUCGGCAGAACGCAUUUACAGGAUGCUACCCCACUUACCUUGGGCCAAGAAUUCAGUGGUUACGUUCAACAGCUGACAAAUGCUAUCGAACGCGUCAAGGGUGUUCUACCCCGGCUGAGUCUCUUGGCACAAGGCGGUACAGCGGUCGGCACUGGUCUAAACACCAAAAAAGGCUUCGAUGUUAAAAUAGCCGCGGAAAUCUCUAAGCUCACAGGCCUCGAAUUCAAGACAGCACCGAACAAAUUUGAGGCCCUCGCGGCUCACGAUGCAUUGGUUGAAGCCCAUGGCGCCCUCAAUGUUGUCGCAGUCUCGUUCAUGAAGAUUGCGAACGACAUCCGUUUCCUCGGCUCCGGUCCGCGCUGUGGACUUGGUGAACUGAGCUUGCCAGAAAAUGAGCCCGGAAGCAGUAUCAUGCCAGGCAAGGUGAACCCCACUCAAUGUGAGGCCUUGACGAUGGUCGCCGCCCAAGUGAUGGGGAACCAGACGACCGUCAGCGUUGCUGGAUCGAACGGACACUUCGAGUUAAAUGUCUUCAAGCCGGUGAUCAUCAAGAACGUAUUACAGAGCAUUCGUUUGCUCGCGGACGGGGCUCGAUCGUUCACAAGCCACUGCGUUGUGGGCAUCAAGGCCAACGAAAAGCGGAUUAACCAACUGCUCAAUGAAUCACUGAUGCUUGCUACGAUUUUGAACAGCCAUCUGGGUUAUGACAACGUUGCAAAGUGCGCAAAGAAGGCUCACAAAGAGGGAACGACACUGAAAGAAGCGACUGUUGCGCUUGGCUUCCUGAAGCCCGAGGAAUUUGAUGCCAAAGUGCGACCAGAGCUGAUGUUGUACCCCGACGAAGCAUAGGAGUAGCUCAAGUGUAGUAUUAGGGUAGUUUACAGUGCAGCACACAAGUAGACUUCGGCAUGUGAAAAGUAGC